Lolium perenne is the source of this 1559-nucleotide messenger RNA. RefSeq lists its product as uncharacterized. The record is from RefSeq and is a predicted model, not a curated record. Lineage: Eukaryota; Viridiplantae; Streptophyta; Magnoliopsida; Poales; Poaceae.
CUGUCAACCUCCGGGCUCCGCGGGAUCCACCAAUUCCUCGGUUCCAAUGCAUGGGGUCUGCUCCUACAUGUCCCCGACCUUCUUCACCUCUCGUUCCUUCCCCUGUUUCUCUCUUUCCCUUCUCCUCCUCUCCGUCUCUCCGGCCGAACACGUAGGGUGGCGUAUCGGCGUUGAUGCCGCGGUGGUGGUGGUGUGAUGAGGAAGCUGUGCCCGAGCGCGGACCGCGACGACACCCUCGACACGGUGCUGGAGGUGCCCAUUCCCGAUGAGAUGCUCAUCAACGUCACCGGCAACGACAAGCGCCGCGGCGCCGCCGGCGCCAACAUGCGUGCCUGGCUCAAGACCCAGGCCUUCGACCACGCCACCGUCGACGGCCCCGCCGCCGCCGCCGCCAACGCCGAGCUCCAGCUCUUCCUCAACGUCGUCGGCUCGCCGCUCAUCCCCUGUCCCGUCCCCCACGACCGCGCCUUCAGCCGCUCCAUCCGCGACUCCUCCAUCCAAGCGUCGACGGCCAAGUACAUCAUGCAGCAGUACAUCGCGGCGACGGGCGGGCAGGCGGCGCUGCAGGGCGUGCAGAGCAUGUACGCGGUGGGGAAGGUGCGGAUGUGCGCGUCAGAGUUCCACCUGGGCGACCAGAACGUGACCGCCGCCCAGGGCCGCGCCGAGGUGGGCGGCUUCGUGCUCUGGCAGAAGUGCCCCGAGGUCUGGUACUUCGAGCUCAUCAUGGCCGGCCACAAGAUGAGCGCCGGCAGCGACGGCAAGGUGGCCUGGCGCCAGUCCGCCGCCGAGAACUCACACGUCUCACGCGGCCCUCCCCGUCCACUCCGCCGCUCCCUCCAGGGUCUUGACCCGCGGUCGAUCGCGAACCUCUUCUCGGACGCAGUGUGCAUCGGGGAGAAGGUCAUCAACGGCGAGGAGUGCUUCAUCCUGAAGCUGGAGGCGAGCGCGGCCACGCUGCGGGCGCGGAGCUCCGCGGCGUUCGACAUCAUCCACCACACGGUGUGGGGCUACUUCAGCCAGCGCACGGGCCUGCUGAUCCAGCUGGAGGACUCGCACCUGCUCCGCAUGAAGUCCGGCAAGGGCGCGCGCCGCAGCGAGAACAUCUUCUGGGAGACCGGCAUGGAGUCCGUCAUCUCCGACUACCGCCACAUCGACGGCGUCAACAUCGCGCACGGCGGCAAGACCACCGUCACGCUCUUCCGCUACGGCGAGGGCUCCGUCAACCACAAGAGGAAGCUGGAGGAGACGUGGACGGUGGAGGAGGCCGACUUCAAUGUGCAUGGCCUCACCUCCGACUACUUCCUGCCGCCGUCGGACCUCAAGAAGGAAGGCGACGACCAGCACGCCGGAUGAGUGGGCCUUUAAUUAAGUGCUCGCGGUAGUGCUAAUUUGAUCGAAUGUUUGAUCCAAUGACAUCAAGAUUCAUUCAGGCUAAUUUUAUUUUGUUUUUUUUCUCUAGAGGUGGCCACAGCUGUACGUGUGUGUUGAUUCUGUUUUGAACGAAUUGCAAAGUACUCCCUCAUCCAGGAAUAGAAGUUCAGAACCACUUAAAGUUUUCU